Messenger RNA from Myxocyprinus asiaticus (Chinese sucker), 2231 nucleotides. It is a transcript of the gene rpf1, whose product is annotated as ribosome production factor 1 homolog. Lineage: Eukaryota; Metazoa; Chordata; Actinopteri; Cypriniformes; Catostomidae. Gene Ontology annotation, biological process: maturation of 5.8S rRNA; maturation of LSU-rRNA. The record is from RefSeq and is a predicted model, not a curated record. The transcript has 9 exons. The coding region runs from base 68 to 1135 and encodes 355 amino acids. Gene Ontology annotation, cellular component: preribosome, large subunit precursor; nucleolus. Gene Ontology annotation, molecular function: rRNA primary transcript binding.
CAGGAACCUCCAGCUGAACCGGAAGAAGAGCUUCUCGCACACGUGAAUUUAGACAGAAGCAACAGAAAUGGACGUUACGGAGUUAUCAACUUCAGAAAGUGUUUCUAAGAUAAAGGGGAAGACGAAGAAGCUAAAACGGAAGAUCAAAUCCGACGAAGGUCCAGUGGAAGAGAUUCAUCCAGCAGACGAUGAAGUAAAAGAGGAGAAGUCCGAGUCAGGAGGGUGUUUUCCUCCCACAUUCAGCGUGUCUGAGAUCAAAAACAAGCAACGCAGACAUGAGAUGUUCCUCAAACUCAAGCAGGAGAAAAGAAAGCUGAAGCUGGAACUGAAAAAGAAAAGGAAAAAGGAGAGAGAAGCUCUUGGUGACAAGGCACCACCUAAAGAAGUUCCCAAGACUAUAGAAAACCAGAGAAUAUAUGAUGAAACUACAGUCAACCCAGAGGAUGAGGAGGUGGCUUUUGAUGAAGGAACUGAUGAGUUCUCAGCUUACUUCAAUCGAUUGACGAAUCCCAAAGUUCUUAUUACCACUUCAGACAGGCCAAGAGGAAGAACUGUGAGGUUUUGUGAGCAGCUAGCGACAGUAAUCCCACACGCACAUGUGUACUACAGAAGAGGUCUGGCAUUGAAGAGAGUCAUUCCUCAAUGUGUAGCACGAGGCUUUACUUACAUAAUCGUGAUUAAUGAGGACAGAAAGGUGCCAAACGGUUUGAUUCUCUGUCACCUUCCUGACGGACCGACUGCACAUUUCAAAGUCAGCAGUGUUCGGCUUCGCAAAGAGAUGAAGAGAAGAGGUAAGGACCCAACAGAACACGUUCCAGAAGUCAUCCUCAAUAACUUCACUACUAGACUUGGUCACACCAUCGGUCGGCUGUUUGCCGCUCUGUUUCCUCAUGAUCCACAGUUCGUUGGCCGUCAGGUCGCCACAUUUCACAAUCAGAGAGACUUCAUCUUUUUCAGGUUUCACAGGUACAUCUUCAAGAAUGAAAAGAGAGUAGGAAUCCAAGAGCUAGGACCCCGCUUUACUCUUAAACUUCGCUCCUUACAGAAAGGAACCUUUGACUCCAAAUUUGGGGAAUAUGAAUGGGUUCACAAGCGUCAUGAGAUGGACUCCAGUAGAAGAAAAUUCCAUAUUUAAGAGACAUCCUGGAAAAAUAGGACAACUGCUCUUUAAUGUCUAAUAAACAUUUAAUAAUAUCUUUUUCAUUUUAUUGAUUAAGUGUUAAUGGAAUACAUGCUUUGAAUUUGCUGUAUUAUAUUUUCUUGUACUUUAUUAUUAAGAAUACCUUUGUGAAAUAUGACUUGAAAUAGAGAUUCGUUUUGCCUCCAGGCAUGAAAAAUGUAUCAAUUCAAUAGAUUUUUUUCCCCUCCUUACAACUUAAGCCUUCAUUCACUUUUUGGGGGGAAAAAAGUUGGUAUAUUUCAAUUGUGCACCUUUAACUUUAAAACCAUCUGGCUUUUAUUUUGACAUUCUAAACUCUCCAGGAAGUCCAGUAUGUGUCUGUUUGUAGGCAAGUUCACAGUAGUUCAAUUCGCUUCUUAUUCAAAUUCUGGUAAAAUGCACCUCCGGUGCCGUUCUAAAUGCAUAUUAUAAGUGAAUCGAACUAUUGAGCAUCUACAUGUGAGAUGUUGUUCUCGAGUAGCGCUCAAAUAUUGCGCACUGCUGUGAAGGCUAAAAUUAGCUGCAAGUGUGUGUGUAAACAGAGCAGCGCCAUUCACAGACGUGCUGGAACUGUGCGUGCAUUUUAUACAUUUACUUUUUAAACACAGCCUUUUGUGAUUCACAGAGCUAUCGCACGUCUUCAAAUGGCUUUGAAUAAAAUGCACGAGUCAUAUGAACUACUUCAAUGGUGUUUUUAUGGUUCUUUUAUGUCAUUUUUGGAGCUUGACAGUAACUAACAUGACUAACAGUAUCGGAUUUGGAUCGGGCUCGUCGGACCGAUACCCGAUCCAUCUAAAAACGUCUGUAUCGGAUCGGUGCAUCCCUAAUAGUAGUUGGAGCUACCGAGAUGUCUCCCCAAAAUGGCUGCCCGCAACCACUGUAACAGCCAAUAGGAGGCCUGCAAUAACCAAUUAUAAUUGGUUAACUGGUCACUUAUUUUUAUUUAGCAUAUUUUGUCCUGUGCCCAAAUUGAAGGCUACAAAUAUGGAAAUGUAUGCUACGCAUUGUGUUCAAAUAAAUUUCGUUGUAAAUUGCAUGUUGUUUUUCACAUUAUAAAAAAAAAAUGUUUUUA